AGGAACAAAAUCAAUGCCGCAACAGAACACUCCCCAGGUCCCAUUUUUGGUUCUUCAAUCUUAUUAAUAUCUCAUCUCAUACAUAACCCUUCUUCUGCUUCUCUCUCUUCAAUGCAACCUGCACAGGGACUUAAUAACAUUGUCUGAGCCUGAGGUUUCUUGGGAACUACGUUACUUUUUCCCUUUAAAAGUUUAAACCCCACCCAUUCUUGUAAGGCACAUCAAAAACACUAGAAACGGUCACUUUCAAGGUCAUACAAAGCAAGCUCUUUGUUUCGAUUUAAGAGUCCAAAUAUGAACGAAAAUUGGAGGAGAAGUGGACAAAUACCAGCUUUUGGAAACUGGGAAAAUGCAAACGAGUUGCCAAUAACUCAAUACUUUGAGAAUGCAAGACAAGCUGGUUUGGUUCGAUACAAUUCUUCGUCCAGUGAAACUGAUCUUUAUGCGGUUGAUCAUAAGAAACCAGUUGGAAAGGUGACAAGAAUAAGGGAUGGAAGAUAUACGAAUGCUAUGGUUAAUGACACAGAAACAAUGAGAAAACAGGUGAAAGUGUACCAUGUUACUGAACAUCCCAGGAAACAGACAAUGAACAAGAAGAAGGUAAUACAUGUAAACAAUGUGGUUCGUCCAAAACCAGUUGAUGAAGAUCUCUACAAGAUUUCUCCUGAAUGUCUUCGCACUACCAAACGGAAUAAAAUGUUGAGUUUCAUUUUCAAGUGUCUGCCUGCAGCAUGUGUUUCAUGACCAAUUAUGCUGGCCGGGCUACGUAGUGGUGGUUUUCUUGUGCCCUCAGAUGCUAGAUGAGUUUUUUUUGGUGCGAUAAGAUUGAAUGAAUUAAUAUAGUAGUAGUUAUGGCUUUCUUAAAUUUAAUUAGUUAGC
Messenger RNA from Lathyrus oleraceus (garden pea), 879 nucleotides. RefSeq lists its product as uncharacterized. Bases 295 to 744 code for a protein of 149 amino acids. The transcript is spliced from 4 exons. The record is from RefSeq and is a predicted model, not a curated record. Lineage: Eukaryota; Viridiplantae; Streptophyta; Magnoliopsida; Fabales; Fabaceae.